Molecule: messenger RNA, 1793 nt
Organism: Odontomachus brunneus
Lineage: Eukaryota; Metazoa; Arthropoda; Insecta; Hymenoptera; Formicidae
Product: beta-hexosaminidase subunit beta-like
Exons: 7
Coding region: 1-1647 (548 amino acids)
Biological process (GO): glycosaminoglycan metabolic process; carbohydrate metabolic process; ganglioside catabolic process
Cellular component (GO): membrane
Molecular function (GO): beta-N-acetylhexosaminidase activity
Source: RefSeq, a predicted model, not a curated record
AUGCGGCACCGAACGUCAUCGUCGACGAUCGUCCUACUCCUGCUGGCCGCCUCGUCCUGGCGGGCCUCCUCCUUGCACUCGGACUCGGGCUCGUGGUUUCAACCAACGAAGGGCGAAAUCUGGCCCAUGCCGAAAUCGCGAGUGCUCAAGGAGGAUUUCUACCUUCUGCGGCCGUCUAACUUCGACAUCCGAGUAAGCGGCGAGACGUGCGAUAUAGUGACCGAGGCGAUAGAACGGUAUACGAGAAUCAUCUUGACGGAAGCCAGAAUAGCCAGGCUGGUCACGGAGGGGCAGCCAAGAACAUCCGUCCGAGACGAUCCUCACUUCAGGGGCACUCUUGAGGCCCUGAGCAUCCACCUUUUGCAGCCUUGCGAGCAGAAUGGCGAGCAUUGGCCGCACUUGCACAUGGACGAAUCCUAUAAGCUUGAAAUAAACGAGACAUCGCAGGUCGCCGUUCUCCGGGCCGAAGCCGUCUGGGGAAUACUACGAGGACUCGAAACCUUCUCGCAGGUGUUGGCUCCGUCCGGCGACGGUCCAACCUUGAAAGUGAAAUGCCAGACCAUCGUGGACCAGCCGAGAUUGCCGCAUCGAGGUCUCCUGUUGGACACCUCUCGCCAUUAUCUACCUAUAUCCGACCUCCUGUUGACACUGGACGCAAUGUCGUACAACAAGCUCAACGUCCUGCACUGGCACAUCGUCGACGACAAUAGUUUCCCGUACCAGAGCACCAGGUAUCCCGACCUGUCCGCCAAGGGCGCUUUCCAUCACUCGAUGAUCUACACGCCCAACGACGUGCAGAAAGUCGUCGAUUACGCGAGACUACGCGGGAUCCGAGUGAUGCCCGAGUUCGACACACCCGGACAUACCAGAUCGUGGGGGCUGGCAUAUCCGGAAUUGCUGACUGCAUGUUACGACUCAAACGGCAAACUGAACGGUAAACUGGGCCCGAUGAACCCGACGAGGCCGGCGCUAUACGAAUUUGUGCGCAAUUUGUUCUCCGAGAUCGUGCAAGUGUUCCCCGAUCAAUACGUCCACCUGGGCGGCGACGAGGUGCCCUUCGAUUGCUGGGCCAGCAAUCCGGAAAUUAUUACGUACAUGAACAUGCACAAUAUGUCCAACAGAUACGAGCUCCUGGAAAGCGAGUACAUAACGAACGUGCUUGCGAUCAGCAAGUCGUUGGACGCCAAAACCAUCGUCUGGCAAGAAGUGUUCGACAACGGCGCGGUGUUACCCACGAACACUGUCGUCCACGUCUGGAAGAUACCGCGUUGGCAGAAAGAGCUGGAAAGAGCGACAAUGGCCGGCCACCCGGUUUUGCUAUCUUCUUGUUGGUACUUGGAUCACAUUGCCGGCGGCGGCGACUGGACCAAGUAUUAUAAUUGCAAUCCUUUCGAUUUCGUCGGCGCGGCCAAUGUCACGCAACUCAUGCUCGGCGGUGAAGCUUGUAUGUGGGCAGAAUUCGUGGAUAGGAACAACGUGCAUCCUAGAAUUUGGCCGCGCGCGAGCGCAGCGGCCGAACGUCUGUGGAGCUUCAACAAGCAGGACAACAAUGCAGCUGCCCAGCGUCUGGAGGAGCACGCCUGUCGUAUGAACAGACGCGGUAUACCUGCACAACCACCAAACGGACCGGGAUUCUGCGUGACGUAGCGUGCAUCUGCUGCUUGUCACGAAUCUGCCGUUUAACCUACGCGUAUUACGCCCGCGCACGCUAAUGAGAAACACAGUUGUCAUUUCGCACUCAUUCACCGCUGUCCCAUCAACGUAUGUCGCAAUAAAUACAGUUUGAAUAACAA